Molecule: messenger RNA, 414 nt
Organism: Echinostoma caproni
Lineage: Eukaryota; Metazoa; Platyhelminthes; Trematoda; Plagiorchiida; Echinostomatidae
Source: the annotation of a GenBank genome assembly
AAGUACUACAAUGUAAUUGACUUAAAAUUAGAAGUAAACCAGUUUGAAAAUUCGAUCUCCAGUUGGAUCGAUGGACCGAAUUCCGUGCAACGCCGUCGGGGCCGACAGACUUACAGCCGUUACCAAACACUGGAGUUGGAAAAAGAGUUUCAAUACAGCCACUAUUUAACACGCAGAAGACGCAUAGAAAUCGCACAUAGUCUUUGUCUAACUGAACGUCAAAUUAAAAUCUGGUUCCAGAAUCGGCGUAUGAAACUGAAAAAAGAACAACUGAAUGAUGAGUCUGGUCGUCAUGGAUCACGUGACGCUCCUCUGUCAAAUAAUCGGAUUUCUACUGACAUCAACCUAUUUGGUUUGAAUAGUGUGAUUAAAAUUGCUCUAAAUAUUUGUUCCUUUUUCAUGUGUUUUACAUAA